Pichia kudriavzevii is the source of this 2082-nucleotide messenger RNA. RefSeq lists its product as uncharacterized. Gene Ontology annotation, cellular component: plasma membrane. The record is from RefSeq and is a predicted model, not a curated record. Bases 1 to 2082 code for a protein of 693 amino acids. Gene Ontology annotation, molecular function: ferric-chelate reductase activity. Gene Ontology annotation, biological process: intracellular iron ion homeostasis; iron ion transport; copper ion import. Lineage: Eukaryota; Fungi; Ascomycota; Pichiomycetes; Pichiales; Pichiaceae. The transcript has a single exon.
AUGAAUAUUAUUCUUUUACUAAUAGCUCUGACUAUCAAUAUCUGCUUUGCAGAAUCAAAGCUGUUAGGCACGACAUUGGGUCAAGUUAAUGCCGGUGUUGCAGAAUUUUGGGGUUGUGAAAUUGGUGUUAGAAGUUAUGUUGUAGACUUCAAGCCACCUCUUACCAGUGCCUACUCAAAGUACCAUGAUAAACCAUGUGGUUACCCCCCAUUGAUUGGAACAAUGAUGGUUUGCUUUACUAAUUUGACCGGCAAUACCAGUGAAAAAUACAUUGAGAAACUUUCAAUGUUGACUGCUGAAAAAUGCAAUGAAUUUAGUUCUUUCAACUACACCGCUGAGUUUUAUAAGCAACAGUAUUAUAAUGCAACUAAACAUCUUGUCGAUUAUAGAGAUGUGAAAAAUUUAUCACAGCCAAUCUAUUCUCCUCUUACAACUAAUGUUUCCAAGUACUAUGCUUCCUUUAAAUACUACAAAAGUUACUAUGCCAAUGUCGAUAAUAGUACAUAUUUUGCGGUAGGUAUCUGUGGUUACUUCCUGGCAUUGAUUAUCAUUGGGGCUAUCCAUAACUUUUGUAGGGAAACCUCAGUUGCAAAAUCGAUCAACGGCACCAGAAUUGUCAAAUUAUUUCAAAGGUAUAUUGUUUUCCCAACAUUGCUCCCAGGUGGAAAGUAUUAUGAAGCAUAUGGAUGGAAAUAUUUUACAAUCUUGUCGCCAAAUAGAGCCCAAUUUCUGGUUGACUUUGUACUCAUGCUACUUCAGAUUGGGUUUUACGGAGCAACCUAUUAUCAUGCAACACAUAAAAAUUACCUAAGAUUUUUGGCCGAUAAGACAGGUAUCAUGUCGUUUGGUAAGAUUCCAUUAUUGAUUCUAUUUGCAGGAAGAAAUAAUUUCCUGUUAUGGAUCACUGGUUGGUCAUAUAACACGUUUUUGCAUUUCCACAAAACGUUAUCGUACUGGAUGAUUCUUGAUGCUGUUAUCCACUCGAUUUCAUGGACUAUCUUAGAAUUGGGCUAUUAUGUUGAAAGUCUGAAAGAGCUUUACUUUGCAUGUGGUGUUGCCGCUACAGUGAUUGGUUGUGUUAUGAUUGGCCAAAGCUUACAUCCCUUGCGCUGCAUUUCUUAUGAAGUAUUUCUAAUAGGACAUAUCGUGUUGGCUAUCGGAUUCAUUGCAAUGUGUUGGAAUCACUGUAACAUUCUUGGAUGGAUGGAGUGGCUUGUUGCAGCCUGCUGUGUUUGGUUCUUUGACAGAUUGGUCCGAGUCAUUCGGAUGUGUUGUUUUGGAAUCAGGACAGCUAAGAUUAGCGUUGUGGGUAAAGACCUAAUAAAGGUUGAAGUGAACAAGCCAACAUGGGUGAGACACUCACCAGGCCACUAUUACUAUGUUUACUUUGCGGGAUGGAACAUGUGGCAGAACCAUCCGUUCACCACAGUGCAAGAGGGGGACAAGCUAUGCACAUAUAUUAGAGUUAAGAAAGGUCUGACUCAAAGGGUAUUUGAAACUGUCUCAGCAAAUGGAGGUAAGAUGGAAUGGAAAGUAUGCUACGAGGGACCAUACGGGGGUAACGGAUCAUACAUGAUGAAGAAAUAUGACGAUUCCCUGCUAAUUGCAGGAGGAUCGGGUGUUCCUGGUAUCCUGGAUGAAGCUUCCAGAACAUCAGAGGGCAAGAUGGUAUGGAUUGCACAAACCUUGGACUCAGUAAAGGCAUACGAAAUGAUGCUCAGAAACGUGAAGUUGGAUCUGGAGCUGUACAUAACCAGAGAGCAGGGAUCAGAGAAGACAAUGAGACUAAAAGAGCUAUGGGGCGAGGCAGAGUCGGAGGAUACAUCCAGUACUGACGAUAAGUCUAAUAGUGCUACUGAACUUGAAAUCAAGUCAUGUGGGCAGCAAGUGCAUGCUUAUUACGGCAAACCAAAUGUUGCCGAGAUUGUGGACAAAUACGUGAGAGAGUCACCAAGCAGUAACGUGGGAAUCAUUGCAUGUGGUCCGCCAAAAAUGAUGGAUGAACUAUCUCAUACCAUGUCUUUGAAUGUUACUAAAUGGGACAAGUCUGUUGAUUAUUAUUCUGAAUUUCAAAUUUGGUAA